Molecule: messenger RNA, 639 nt
Organism: Pieris macdunnoughi
Lineage: Eukaryota; Metazoa; Arthropoda; Insecta; Lepidoptera; Pieridae
Source: the annotation of a GenBank genome assembly
AUGGCUCGUAUAUUCAAACUGGCGAUUCUUUUGUUAAUAGCAGACGGCACUAUGGUCAAUUUUAGGGUGUUUGCGAGAGCCAUGUCCACGGUUGCUAAGAACUUUGAGGCCAACGGCGUGGUGCCUGACGUCAUCCCGAAGGCGCCAAAUGCUUUGGUUACUGUUAAGUAUCCGAGUGGUGUGGAGGUGAAAGAAGGCAACGAGCUGACGCCAAGACAGGUGAAGGAUGUGCCCAGUGUCAGCUAUGAUGCCAGCCCUGAUAGCUUCUACACCUUGGCUAUAACCGACCCAGACGCACCUUCCCGCAAAGAGCCAAAAUUCCGUGAAUGGCACCACUGGUUGGUUGGAAACAUUCCCGGGCAAAACGUCGCCUCGGGUGAGACAUUGUCCGCCUACGUCGGGUCUGGGCCUCCAGAGGGCACUGGUCUCCACAGAUACGUGUUUUUGGUGUACAAGCAACCAUCUAAGUUGACAUUUGAUGAGCCAAGACUAACUAACACAUCCAGUGACAAACGAGGAAUGUUCUCCAUCGCCAAGUUUGCGGAGAAGUACAAAUUGGGUGACCCCAUUGCGGGUAACUUCUACGAAGCCCAAUACGACGAUUACGUUCCUGAGCUAUACAAGCAGCUCGGUGCCUAA